UGGUUGCUUUCGCUUCAGCUUGAGCGUCCCUUAAUAAAUCACUCUCAAAUUUCAAUUGCAGGGUCGCGAUUACAGUGUAGCGAGGGGAAUCGAGACUUGGAGGAGCAGCAGCAGCAGCAGCAGCAGCUAUGGCCAUGUCUUCCGCAACAUUCUCUCCGUUGCCGAUCUCAUCCUCAUGGCGAUGCUCCGCCGCUGAGCCGAACAGCAAUGCCACUACCUCCAGCAACGCUACCAUUCCUCGGAAGCUGCCGCAGCUGACAGUGUCUGCGUCGCAGCCAUUGUCGAUUAACAAUGGAGAUGCAUCGGCUAUGUCUGUGCUUCACCCCGGUCUGGAGCAUGUCAAUGUCAUGUACUUUAAGGGCACCUACAAUACUCAGGUUUUUGUCGGAGAGGAUGAGCCGGCUGACUCCGUGGUGAGAAGGUUCAGGAAAGCCGUUAUGGCCACUGGAGUGAUCCCUGAAUGCAGGCGCAGGAGGUACCAUGAGACUCCACAGGAUAUCGUGAAACGCAAGCAGAAAGACUCCCAUCGCAGGAAGGCGAGCAGCCGAAGGUUCAAUGGGCCUCGACCUGAGGGAGGAUUCGGUGAUAGAAAGGAAACUUCUGCCGCUUCAAGUGACGAUGACGACUUCUGGGGUUAUGCCGAAGAGGGAGCAGACACCAAUUUGUAGAAACUCCUUGCAAUUGCAAUUUACCAUGAUUUGGCGCAACCGUGCUUGCCAUUUAUGAAACGAACGAAAUUUCAUUAGAUUCCGCUCGAAAUUUUGGUAGGCCUACAAGUAUUCUAUCGUCGAUUUUAUUCCUGUCUUAAGAAAAUCAUCGAACUUAAUCUCUUGAAUACCUGAUCACCAUGUUCCCAAAUUGGAAGACUUCGUAAAGUCGGUCGUGGUAGACAUUUGCUAUUUUUAGUUCGGUCCUUGGCGAUACUUGUGAUUACUAUAUCAGUCUGCCGUUGUAUCAUUUUCAUGUCGUAAUACCUCCACUGCGUCGUCUACA
Physcomitrium patens is the source of this 993-nucleotide messenger RNA. RefSeq lists its product as uncharacterized. The record is from RefSeq and is a predicted model, not a curated record. Gene Ontology annotation, cellular component: ribosome. Lineage: Eukaryota; Viridiplantae; Streptophyta; Bryopsida; Funariales; Funariaceae. Gene Ontology annotation, molecular function: structural constituent of ribosome. Gene Ontology annotation, biological process: translation.